Molecule: messenger RNA, 1429 nt
Organism: Drosophila novamexicana
Lineage: Eukaryota; Metazoa; Arthropoda; Insecta; Diptera; Drosophilidae
Product: lysosomal aspartic protease-like
Exons: 1
Coding region: 5-1276 (423 amino acids)
Biological process (GO): proteolysis; cell death
Cellular component (GO): lysosome
Molecular function (GO): aspartic-type endopeptidase activity
Source: RefSeq, a predicted model, not a curated record
CAACAUGCUGAAGGUGUUUAUUGUCGGCUCGUUGGCGCUCCUUGUGGCCAUAUCCAGCUCCAAUUCCCAGCAGCUGCAUCGGGUGCCGGUCUACAGGCAACAGAACUUUGUGAAGACACGCGCCAAUAUCAAUGCCGAGUUGGCCCAUGUGCGUGCCAAAUAUCAGGCGCCAUUAAAUCUGGAUGCAGCAACAAACACGAGCACGAGCACAACGAGCCUUCCCUCGUUGGAGCUGUCGAACACAAUGAAUAUGGAAUACUAUGGCGCCAUCACCAUUGGCACACCGCCUCAAAGCUUUAAAGUACAAUUGGAUACGGGCUCCUCGAACUUGUGGGUGCCAUCGAAUCAGUGCACCAGCCUGGCCUGCAUGGAUCACACCCAAUACGAUCCGGCCUCAUCCACCAGCUAUAAGUACAAUGGCACCCCGAUAACGCUACAGUAUAUAACCGGCACUAUGACGGGCUAUCUGGCCGUUGAUGUGGUCAAUGUGAAUGGCAUGAAUAUACCGGAUCAGACGUUUGCUGUGGCCACAAGCGAACCGGGUACUAUCCUAGUGGAUGCCAGUUUCGAUGGCAUUUUGGGCUUGGCCUAUCAGAGUCUGGCCAUUGACAAUGUUGUGCCGCCAUUCUAUAAUAUGAUAGCAUUGGGUCUGGUCGCAAAUCCGGUCUUCUCGUUUUAUUUGGCACGCAAUGCCAGCUCGGAUUUUGGCGGCGAAUUGAUCUUUGGCGGCUCCGAUCACAGCCUGUUUGCAGGCAAUAUGGUCUAUGUGGAUGUCAGCACCCAGGAUUAUUGGCAAUUUGAAGUGGAUAACAUAACAAUGAACGGUCAAGUCUUGUGCAGCCAAUGUCAGGCUGUUGCCGAUACGGGCACCUCAUUGAUUUUGGCACCGAAAGCUGCCUUUGAAUUGAUCGAGUCUCAGCUGAAUAUCGAUGCCGAUGGAUUAAUCGAUUGUACACGCACAUAUCCAACGCUUAAGCUUGCCAUUGGCGGUGCCAUCUUUGGCAUACCAUCGUCGGCCUAUAUUGUUUUCGAAUCGGACAAUAUCUGUGUACUGGGCAUUAGUUACACAACCACCGAUUUAUGGAUUUUGGGCGAUGUCUUUAUUGGUCAGUAUUAUACGGAGUUUGAUUUGGGCAAGAAUCGCAUCGGAUUCGCUUCCGUUCACGGAUUAAACUAUACCGCCGGUGGCGGGGCGUCCAGCCUGAAACACUUGCGCUUCCUGGAAUUUGGAGUCGUGUUGGCUCUGCUUUGGAAAGCUUUGGCAUAUCUUAAUUGAGCGGUGAUAUAUCGAGAAAUUUCUUUAAUCAGGUUUUUUUUUUGUUUUUGUUAAAAUUUAAUUAUAUAAAUCUCUGUGCUGAAUCUGAUCUGAUAUGCAGUUAUACUAUCUGAAAUAAAUUCUAUUUAGACCGACAACUUUACGGAACAGAAA